AUGCGGCUUACGUCGUGGAUUAACAAGGGCCUAGAUUGGGCGUCGUCCGACGAGGUGAUGAUGCUACAGAAGUGUGUCAAGACUUCAGCCAAGGACACAGAAGUUUCCGAACUCCAACGGAAACUAAAGCUGGCUGAUGAUGAGAUCGACCGUAUUAACAAGUGGUUCGAUGACGCCCAAGGCACCGCGACUGAGUUCGAGACCCUCAAGAGUACUCUUGCCAAAGCCAAGGAGCAGGCGAGGGCGAGCAAAGCGGCCACAGACAAAGAGGCUAUGAAUUUAAAGGACGAACAUGACGCCCACCACCAGUAUGAGGAGAGGGUGACCGAAGUGGAGCAAGCGCUCCAGGAUGCCGCCAACAAGUGUGAGUCCUCGGAGGAGAGUAAUAAGGCCCAAGCGACCAGACUCACCAAGGCUCUUCAAGAGGCAAAGGAGGCGCGGACCGAGUCUCGAGCGGCUCGCGAGGAGGUCAAGCAAGCUGAACAGAUAGCGUCUGGUAAGCCUUUUCUUUUAUAG
Messenger RNA from Aegilops tauschii subsp. strangulata, 516 nucleotides. The record is from RefSeq and is a predicted model, not a curated record. NCBI's taxonomy places the organism in Eukaryota, Viridiplantae, Streptophyta, Magnoliopsida, Poales, Poaceae.